AUGCCUGCGCCUUCCAAGCAGCGGAAAGUCGCCAUUGUCGGCAGUCGAUCCGUCGUUGCUGACAUUAUCUCGGGGCCCCCUCCUCCAGGCAAAUCCUCGCUCGCCGUCCAGUUCGUCGAUGGCCACUUUGUCGAGAGCUACUACCCGACGAUCGAGAACACGUUCAGCAAGGUGAUCCGGUUCAAGGGCCAGGACUACGCGACCGAGAUCGUCGACACGGCCGGGCAGGAUGAGUACAGCAUCCUGAACUCGAAGCACUUCAUCGGCAUCCACGGCUACAUGCUGGUGUACUCGGUGGCGUCGCUGUCGUCGUUCGAGAUGGUGCAGGUGAUCCGCGAGAAGAUCCUCAACCACCUGGGCACGGACUGGGUGCCCAUCGUCAUCGUGGGCAACAAGAGCGACCUGCGGCCCGAGCAGCGCCAGGUCAGCGCCGACGACGGCCGCAAGCUGGCCGAGAAGUUCAACUGCGGCUGGACCGAGGCCAGCGCCCGCUACAACGAGAACGUCGGCAAGGCCUUCGAGGUGCUGAUCGCCCAGAUCGAGAAGAGCCAGAACCCCAACGAGGCACCGGACGGGGGCAAGUGCCAGAUGAUGUAG
This is a messenger RNA of Neoarthrinium moseri, 597 nucleotides long. RefSeq lists its product as uncharacterized. Gene Ontology annotation, cellular component: plasma membrane. The transcript has 2 exons. NCBI's taxonomy places the organism in Eukaryota, Fungi, Ascomycota, Sordariomycetes, Amphisphaeriales, Apiosporaceae. Gene Ontology annotation, molecular function: GTPase activity; GDP binding; GTP binding. Gene Ontology annotation, biological process: small GTPase-mediated signal transduction. Bases 1 to 597 code for a protein of 198 amino acids. The record is from RefSeq and is a predicted model, not a curated record.